Micropterus dolomieu (smallmouth bass) is the source of this 771-nucleotide messenger RNA. RefSeq lists its product as uncharacterized. NCBI's taxonomy places the organism in Eukaryota, Metazoa, Chordata, Actinopteri, Centrarchiformes, Centrarchidae. The transcript is spliced from 4 exons. The record is from RefSeq and is a predicted model, not a curated record. The annotation marks the transcript as partial.
UGGCCAUUCCGUUGCUAGGGUACAAGCUCCGUAGCAACCGAACCACCGAGAGACAAAAUUGAGAUUUUAGGUUUUUGCCUUUUAAUCUACAGAGGAUGACGGCGCUCCUCCCUGCACUGAGGCCGGAGACAGGAGCGUUACCUUGAAAUAAAAAUGCCAGCCACACAAGUAAUAAAGCAAAAACCUGUAGAGGCUACAAGAAAAACCCUCGAGAAGCCCAAACCGGUGAAGGUAAGAGCGGUCAACGGGACAGAAAAUGAACUCAAAGUGCCCGCUGUGCGUAAAAGCCGCGCGUCGAGCUGCCCGAGGUGUCCGCAGCGGGACAGCAGGUGCGAGAGGAGCACCGGGGCGCAGCGCGCAGCCGUAAAGACGAGCUGUGAGAGGAGAGCCAGGUCCAGCUCCACCGCAAACUGCCCCAAGACAAACCCGGACUGUCGCAGGGCGACUAACUCUUUGAAACACGCUGCUGUUUACCCAAAAUGCCAAGAGAUGGCCGCCGGUCCGGGUCCGAGGGAGCAGCGGGGGGUCAGGGCUGAGACAAAACAUGCAAGUCAGAGUCCCAAAGCUUUCACUGUCAUCCCCCCGAACCCAAAGAAAAGAAGAGAGAUCCAGAGAAAGGCGGAAGCGGAGCUCGCUGCUUUGGAGGAGCUUCGGCUGAGCAGAGCGAUGGCUUACGUCUCCAUUAACCCCAGCAGCGUUGGUGGCUGUAUGAGUCUGGAGGAAGUACGGCUGAAGCAGCAGCAGGAAAUGAUGCAGGCCAAGAGGAAACCG